AUUUAGGCGCCUCAGGUUAGCCGAUAAAGUUGGACUAGUAGCCAAGCCAAGCCACGCCACUACACUAGCCAGUGCAGUGCAGUGCAGUAACAGCUCGGUGCUUGUGCUCACAGGCUGGUAGUCGAUCGAAGCUAAGAAUGGCGAAGCCGAUAUCGAUCGAGGUAUGGAACCCGAGUGGGAAGUACCGCGUGGUGAGCACCAAGUCCAUGCCUGGCACCCGCUGGAUCAACCUCCUCACCGCCAACGACUGCCGCCUCGAGAUCUGCACGGAGAAGAAGACCAUCCUCUCUGUGGACGACAUCCUGGCGCUCAUCGGCGAUCGCUGCGACGGUGUCAUCGGCCAGCUGACGGAGGAGUGGGGUGAGGUGCUCUUCUCGGCUCUGAAGCGCGCCGGCGGGACAGCCUUCAGCAACAUGGCCGUCGGCUACAACAACGUUGACGUCGAGGCCGCCAACAGGAACGCCAUCGCCGUCGGCAACACGCCUGGCGUUCUGACGGAGACGACAGCGGAGCUGGCCGCGGCGCUGUCGGUGGCGGCGGCGAGGAGAAUCGUGGAGGCCGACCAGUUCAUGAGGGCUGGCCUCUACGACGGAUGGCUCCCGCACCUGUUCGUGGGCAACUUGCUCAAGGGCCAGACUGUGGGAGUCAUUGGAGCUGGUCGCAUUGGCUCUGCUUAUGCCAGGAUGAUGAUCGAGGGCUUCAAGAUGAACCUCAUCUACUACGACCUGUAUCAGUCCACUCGCCUUGAGAAGUUCGUCACAGCCUACGGGCAGUUCCUGAAAGCAAACGGAGAGCAGCCAGUGACAUGGAAGAGAGCCGCCACCAUGGAGGAUGUUCUCCGGGAGGCCGAUGUGAUCAGUCUGCAUCCAGUGUUGGACAAGACCACUUACCAUCUGAUAAACCCGGAAAGGCUGGCCAUCAUGAAGAAGGAAGCUGUUCUUGUGAAUGCGAGUCGAGGACCGGUGAUCGAUGAGGUUGCUCUGGUGGAGCACCUCAAGGCCAACCCCAUGUUCCGCGUUGGCCUCGAUGUCUUUGAGGAUGAGCCUUACAUGAAGCCAGGCCUGGCUGACAUGAAGAAUGCCGUUGUCGUACCUCACAUUGCAUCUGCUUCCAAGUGGACACGCGAAGGAAUGGCAACACUUGCUGCUCUCAACGUCCUUGGCAAGAUCAAGGGGUAUCCGGUUUGGGGGAAUCCAAAUAUGGUGGAGCCAUUCCUGAAGGAGGACGCGACGCCGCCGGCUGCUUGCCCCAGCAUUGUUAAUGCCAAACAACUCGGCCUGCCGUCGUCAAAGCUCUAGAGGACGGCCACGGACUGAAGGAGUAGGUGCAUGGGAAUUCAAGACUUUUGAUCUCUACUACUCGAUCGUAUGCUAUGCUAGCUGGAGUAUAUACAGCUCCUUGUUAAUUAUUAGUACUAUCAUACUGGAGUGCUAUAUUACUGUUAUUACUGUAAUAUAUAUACACACCUGGAGCCUUAAAACAUGCGAGCCACAUGUAUGUUGCUAUACAUAGAUUACUGUUGCGAGCGAAAUCAAAACA
This is a messenger RNA of Oryza brachyantha (malo sina), 1539 nucleotides long. Its product is annotated as glycerate dehydrogenase. The record is from RefSeq and is a predicted model, not a curated record. Gene Ontology annotation, cellular component: cytosol. The coding region runs from base 138 to 1298 and encodes 386 amino acids. Gene Ontology annotation, molecular function: NAD binding; hydroxypyruvate reductase (NADH) activity; hydroxypyruvate reductase [NAD(P)H] activity. The transcript is spliced from 12 exons. NCBI's taxonomy places the organism in Eukaryota, Viridiplantae, Streptophyta, Magnoliopsida, Poales, Poaceae.